UCAUCAAGAAACCCAUCUACUCUCCGCGGCUCAAGAGUCAAGACUGUCGCCUCCAUGGAUGCCCGCGACGACCCGAAGCUCGAACUGCUCUGUAGAUGGCUGCAGAUCAAUGGAGUUCAGCUACGGGGUUGUGAAAUCAGAUCUUGUGGUCAGCAGAAAGGAUACGGGCUAUUUGCAUCCGAUGAUAAAUGUGAAGGAGUUCUGCUGGUGGUUCCUCUGGAUUUGGCUAUAACGCCAAUGAGGGUACUGCAAGACCCCAUUUACUCUGCAAAAUGUAGGCCAUUGUUUGAAGAGGGAGAUGUUGACGAUCGCUUUUUGAUGAUGCUGUUUUUGACUGUGGAGCAUGCUAUGAAGAACUCAUCAUGGAAACCGUACCUUGAGGCGCUUCCUUCCUCAUUUGGGACCCCAUUGUGGUUUACUGAGGACGAGCUUGUAGAGUUGAAGGGCACAACGCUACACAAGGCAAGCAUAUUACAGAAAAAGAAGUUGCAAGAGCUAUUCGAUGAGAAAGUGAAGCCUUUGGCUGAGGAACUCCUGUGCCUAUAUGAGGACAAGGAAAGUGUCAUUCAUUUUGAGGACUUCCUUUGGGCUAAUUCCAUCUUCUGGACUAGAGCUUUAAACAUUCCUCUGCCACAUUCUUUUGUAUUCCCCAAAGUGGUUACAAAGCAACUGAGUAUCUCUUUGUCCCUUGAGAAGCACUCUGAAGACAUGAAUGCUCCAAUGUGUAAAGACUCUGCUGUUGAUGGGGAUGAAACAGAAGAUCUGAAAGUGACUUCAUCUGAAAUAAAUCCUGAGAAUGUGUGGGUUGAAGGGCUUGUUCCUGGCAUUGAUUUCUGCAAUCAUGGUUCAGAGGCCGGUGCUUUGUGGGAAGUUGAUGCGUCAGGAGGAGUCACAGGAAUUCCCUUUUCAAUGUACCUCUUAUCUACAUGUGGACAGAAAGUUCCUGCUCAAAAGGAGAUACUUAUCAGUUAUGGUAAUAAAGGAAAUGAGGAAUUACUGUAUCUGUAUGGAUUUAUCAUUGAAAAGAAUCCAGAUGACUAUCUCAUGGUUCAUUAUCCACUGGAAGCCUUGCAGCAAGCAUCAUGUCCUGACUCUAAAGGUCAGCUUUUGGAAAUCCAGAAGGCAGAACUAAGAUGCAUCCUACCUAAAGAUUCGCUGAAACAUGGUUUUUUUGGUCAACCUCCUCAAACACAAGGCAGCUUUGAGUCGGACAAAAUUUUUUACAACAAUUAUAGUUGGAGCGGUCAACGCAAGGUGCCAUCUUAUUUAGAUAAAUUGGUAUUUCCUGAAGACUUUCUAACUGGCUUACGAACAAUAGCAAUGCAAGAGAAUGAACUGCUUCAGGUUUCUUCAUUGUUGGAAGAGCUUGUUGGCUCUGCUGAGAAACGACAACCAACUGAAACUGAAGUAAGGGCUGCAGUUUGGGAGGUGUGUGGAGAUGCUGGGGCGUUGCAAUUGCUCGUUGAUCUUCUUAAUACGAAAAUGAUGGAACUUGAGGAGGGAUCUGGAACAGAGGAUGAGGACAUCAAACUGCUUCAAAAUGCAUGCAUGAUUGGUAGUGAAGAAGAGAAUGUCAGCAGAAUCGAAGUUUCUGGAGUUGAUGAGAAGGUGAUGAUGAGCAAGAAUAAGUGGUCUUCUAUAGUUUAUCGACUUGGCCAGAAGCAGCUUACCCGCUUGUUCCUACGAGAGGCCGAGCAUGCACUAGAAAUUUGCUUGAGUACUGCGUAACUCUUGCUCCCCAUGUCACUUCUGCUCACCAAAGUGCACAAUGUUGUGGGUACCUCGAGGAGGCGGUCCGGUCCUAAUAGCUUGGUGCUAAGGAACAACGACUUCCUUAUGUUUGGCGCUAAGGGACACAAGACUCUUCAAGAACGGAAGCACAAACGUUUUGUUGUAUACAAGAUCAUGAGCAGUUAACAGGAAUCUGACUGUUGCCAACAGGUCGGACAGGCCUUAGGAAGGAGAUGAAAAGUGAAUUUGGGCAUUCGAAGUUCUUCAUUUUCUUGAUCCAGUUUCCCUAGGAAGGCUGCAGUUAUUGAACUCGUCCUUCUAGUUACGUCCAUAUGUUGGAUGUGGCUAGUCCUGCUAGUUAGCUCCAUAUGUUGGAUGUGACCAGAGCAAAUCUGGGCACAAAGUUGACAGAAAAGGGAAGUUCACAUAAUGAUGCUGAAGUUAGCAUAUGUUCAUUGUUCUGCACAAACUAAAAUUGAAUAAAUCAUAUGGUCUGCCGGGUCAUAUUAUUGAA
Nymphaea colorata (pocket water lily) is the source of this 2245-nucleotide messenger RNA. RefSeq lists its product as uncharacterized. The coding region runs from base 55 to 1728 and encodes 557 amino acids. The transcript has 16 exons. The record is from RefSeq and is a predicted model, not a curated record. Gene Ontology annotation, molecular function: protein-lysine N-methyltransferase activity. Gene Ontology annotation, biological process: peptidyl-lysine monomethylation. Lineage: Eukaryota; Viridiplantae; Streptophyta; Magnoliopsida; Nymphaeales; Nymphaeaceae.